Nicotiana attenuata is the source of this 2106-nucleotide messenger RNA. RefSeq names its product cytokinin hydroxylase-like. Gene Ontology annotation, molecular function: heme binding; oxidoreductase activity, acting on paired donors, with incorporation or reduction of molecular oxygen; iron ion binding. NCBI's taxonomy places the organism in Eukaryota, Viridiplantae, Streptophyta, Magnoliopsida, Solanales, Solanaceae. The transcript is spliced from 4 exons. Bases 73 to 1644 code for a protein of 523 amino acids. The record is from RefSeq and is a predicted model, not a curated record.
UUUCUCCGUAACCCAUAAAAGGAAAGUUCUAUAAAUAAUUAUUCUCCUAACUUAAUAACUAAGAGAGAGAGAAUGGAAUUCGUCCGGUUUUCUCAAGUUCUUAGCUUGUUAAGCAUGGCUGUCAUUCUUUUGUUUAUGCUAGGGAAAAUGAUAUAUUCUUGUUGGAUUUUGCCUAAGCUGAUGUAUCGAAAGCUUAGGGCAAAUGGAUUUGACGGACCAGCUCCAAGUUUCCCUCUUGGAAAUAUAAAUGACAUGAAGAAGGAGUUGACGAAGAUAGCUUCUCCUUCUUUGAGCAUUAGCAAUCAUGACAUUCAUUCAUUUGCAUUCCCAUACUAUGCUCGGUGGCAGAAAUUGCAUGGUAAAGUAUUUGUCUACUGGCUGGGAACAGAGCCAUUUUUGUACAUAGCAGAUCCUGAAUUUAUAAAGAAGAUGUCAGCGGUUGUAAUGGGCAAAAGUUGGGGAAAGCCAAGAGUAUUUAAGAGGGAUAGAGAUCCCAUGUUUGGGAAUGGCCUUGUUAUGGUGGAAGGGAUUAAUUGGGUUAAUCACAGGCAUGUUGUUAAUCCUGCUUUUUCCCCUGCCAGCUUGAAGGGUAUGACAAGCUUAAUGGUGGAGUCGGCCACAAAUAUGCUAGACCGCUGGGCGGCCCUCAUCGACUCAGGGAAGAAAGAAAUCGAAAUCGAAGUCGAGAAGGAAAUCACAAGCACAGCGGGGGAAAUCAUCGCGAAAAUAACCUUCGGAAUCAAGAACGAAAACGGGGGAAAAGUGUUUGAUAAAUUAAGAACACUGCAAACCGCUCUUUUCAAGUCCAUACGUUAUGUUGGAGUACCAUAUGGGAACCUGAUAUAUCAUAAAGAGACGUUGAAAGCCAAGAAACUCGGGAAAGAGAUUGACGCUCUCCUUUUAUCGAUCAUUGAAGCUCGAAAAAAGAUGGACAAAGAUCAAUAUUCUCAACAUGAUCUUCUGAGUCUGUUAAUGCUAGAUGAGAGUGCUAAUGGCAUGGAUGGCCGGCUUGGAAAGACGUUAAGUAAAAGGGAAUUGGUGGAUGAGUGUAAGACGUUUUUCAUUGGAGGUCAUGAGACCUCUGCCUUGGCACUUACCUGGACUACGUUGCUUCUGGCCUUGCAUCCUGAAUGGCAAACUCAGCUCAGAGAGGAAAUGAAACAAGUGUUUAUAGAAGGUGAAAUUGAUGUUACACGGCUUAAUGGUCUCAGAAAGAUGGGAUGGGUGAUGAACGAAGUGCUAAGACUAUAUUCACCAGCACCAAAUGUACAGAGGCAAGCUAAAGAUGAUAUUCAAGUGGACAAUAAUGUAGUCAUCCCUAAAGGAACAAAUAUAUGGAUUGAUGUGGUGUCGAUGCACCACGACAAGCAGCUUUGGGGUGAAGAUGUUAACGAAUUCAAACCAGAAAGGUUUAAAGAUGACGUGUACGGUGGAUGCAAACACAAAAUGGGAUUCUUGCCUUUUGGUUUUGGAGGACGAAUGUGCAUUGGCAAGAAUUUGUCUCUCAUGGAGUACAAGAUUGUGUUAUCCUUAAUCUUGACUAGGUUCUCUUUCUCCAUCUCCCCAAACUAUAGGCACUGCCCUUCUAUCCAGCUUUCUCUUAGGCCCACACAAGGAUUGCCUCUUAUAAUCCGACCCCUUUGAAUUACUCACUACAAUAAUUACUCUUUUCAUGAUUGAUUACCAUCAAAGAAAAGAAAAAAAAAAUACUCCUACUAAUAGCCAGCUACACUUUAAGAUGUCGAGAUAUGUUUCUCUCUCAAUUUUCUUUAUGUUCUCAUUUGUACUUUCUUUAGUCGUACUCAAAUGCAUAAGUAAGGAUUCAUAUAGCCGAUCCCAACUUGUUCGGGAUGGAGGCGUAAUUGUUGUAUGCUUCAAGUCAUAAUCAAAUAAAUGUAUAAUUGAAAUAAAAGUUUGAGGAAAGAUUGUUUGGAGAAGAUAUUGCAAAUGGAUUAUGGAGGACGACAUUUUCAGAGGUGAAUUCCAACGAUAUGCGAAUAGAGUGGACAGAACAGCCUGUAAUGUAAGGAUUGAUGAUUGAACCACUUUGGUUUGUCUAUUAAGAAGAGGAAGAAAAGAAGUGCUUAGCUCAGAAGGAGUUUGUUA